UGAUAGCAACAGCAUCGCCACUCGCGACCGUCAGUGUCUUCUUGCUCGUGCUGGUAGUGUCAGAAAUAUCCUGUCAGGAAUCAAACUUCUAUCACAGACGUCGAAGCAACCUAGCCACAUUUCCAGUACAUUUCAUGCUGCUUAAGAAAGAUGGUUCUUAUCAUUUUGGCUAUGACACAGGCUUUUCUUAUAGAGAGGAACAUCGUUGGCCAACAGGUAUUGUUGAAGGCCAGUUUGGGUAUGAGAACCCACCAGGGAUUCUUAGAGUGACACACUAUACUGCAGGCAGCCAUGGCUACAGAGAAAUUUUAUUAUUUAGUAAAAAUAUUUACUAUUUGAGAAACCUUUCUUUCAGGGCAACAGAAACUCUUCGUUAUUUGGUCCGCACAGACGAGCGCUACCAUUUAACGGGGCCAUUACCAUUCAGCAGGCACAACAAGCCAAUAAAUUAUUUACAUUUGUAAGCAUAUUACUGUUAAUUUAGAG
Molecule: messenger RNA, 486 nt
Organism: Schistocerca gregaria
Lineage: Eukaryota; Metazoa; Arthropoda; Insecta; Orthoptera; Acrididae
Exons: 4
Coding region: 135-464 (109 amino acids)
Source: RefSeq, a predicted model, not a curated record